AUGUCAGGAAUGUAUGAACGACGAAUUGGACCAUCAGCUCUAUCAGCGCCUUAUGUGAGAGAGGAACAAAUAGAAUUCAACGAAAUUGAUCAGAAUGACGCAAGCUCGUUGAACGCACCAAUUCAAGAAGUGAGAAGGGAACAAACAAGUAUAGGAAAUAUGCCGAAGAAAAUCUGGCGUGCGAGGUAUCAAAAUGAAUCGUCCAACGGGAGAUAUCAAAAUGAAACGUCCAACAUCCAAACAAUCGAAAGGAAACAGUCCAAAGGAAAGAAAGGUAACAUCAAAAGGAAACAUCCAGAGCGUUCGACUCACAUAGGUAAGAAGCGGUUCAAAUGCGAAACAUGUCUGGUGAGCUUGGCUUAUCCAUCGCAUUUGCUUAAACAUAUGAGGGUUCAUACCGGUGAAAAGCCGUUUUUCUUGUCCGGAAUAUAUGACGAAUUUCACCGAGAAAGGGAGUUUGCUUGA
Messenger RNA from Loa loa (African eye worm), 465 nucleotides. RefSeq names its product zinc finger protein. The coding region runs from base 1 to 465 and encodes 154 amino acids. The transcript has a single exon. NCBI's taxonomy places the organism in Eukaryota, Metazoa, Nematoda, Chromadorea, Rhabditida, Onchocercidae. Gene Ontology annotation, biological process: regulation of transcription by RNA polymerase II. The record is from RefSeq and is a predicted model, not a curated record. Gene Ontology annotation, molecular function: RNA polymerase II cis-regulatory region sequence-specific DNA binding; DNA-binding transcription factor activity.